UGGCCCACUCGGCUGUCGGUCCUCACUCGAUUGCUUUGACCCGCAACAACUAUCCGAUUCUGCAGAGUUGCAGUCUUCAACGCGAAGCCCACGCGGAAGGUCAGUUGCGCAAAGUGGCCAGCACCUUUCAACCCGAACGACCCAUCAACGGCCUACACCCGCAUUCCGGAACGAUCUGACGGCUUUAUUUCACCAAUCGCAAUCCAGACGAAUCUCAACGGCGAUUCGCAGGCUGUUUUGUUUUGUACUGUUUUUUAUUUUCAUUUUCUCCCGUCGGCGUUCUGCAUCUUUUCCAGAUCGGCAGUUCUCAGCGGGUUAGAGAGAGAUAGAGAGAGGGGAGGAUCCUUCAUCAUCCCCAUCCCUAGUCUCUUUUCUACCUCAUCGAUUCUCUUUCUCCAUUAAUUUCACCCUUGAGGUUUAUUUUGGAAUCGGAAGUCUGGAAAUGUCAUCGAUCGAGGAGGAGGCGUUCGAGCACACUCUCCUCGUGGUGCGGGAGGUGUCGGUUUUCAAGAUCCCACCACGUAGUACGAGUGGUGGGUACAAGUGUGGCGAGUGGCUGCAAUCGGAUAAGAUCUGGUCCGGCCGUCUCCGCGUCGUGUCUUGCGGUGACCGCUGCGAGAUCCGGCUUGAGGACCCCAGCUCUGGUGAGCUCUUUGCCGCCUGUUUUGUUCUACCUGGUCACCGGGAGAGCUCCGUCGAAACCGUGCUCGAUUCCUCCCGAUAUUUUGUUCUGAAGAUCGAGGACGGACGGGGUAAGCAUGCAUUCAUUGGCCUAGGGUUUAAUGAGAGGAACGAGGCGUUCGAUUUUAAUGUGGCUCUCUCUGAUCACGAGAAAUAUUUGAGGAGGGAGCACGAGAAGGAGUCUGAUGGUGUGGAGGGUGACGAGAGCUCGAUCGAUAUACACCCUGCAGUGAAUCAUCGACUAAAGGAAGGUGAGACUAUCCGGAUAAAUGUGAAGAGCAAACCUUCUAGCGGCACUGGCAUGCUUUCAGCAGCUGGAAUGUCCGGAGCGGCCUCUAACACCAAAAAACCAGGGGCACUUCUUGCACCACCACCUUCUGGAGGUGGAAAGAUGAGGUCUCCACUACCUCCUCCACCCAAUGAUCCUGCAGUUACUAAGAUGCAUUCUGGAAGCAGUGCUCUCAUGGCCAAUGAAUCAACUAGGCGCUCUGCCGAUCCUUUAUCUGAUCUUUCUCAGUUGGAGAGAAGUUUGCCAUCUACCAAUUCAACCGUGCAUCCAACGAGUACAACAUCAUCAGGAUGGGCAGCAUUUUGAGCUCAUUAAUACGUAAUCGCUAAUCGCCAAAGUUAUUGUACCUAUAAAGAGAAGCAAAUGAGCAGUAAUAGUAUACAGAGCCGAUUCUUUGGCAUUCAGUGUGAAUCGCAGAUGUGCCAGACGUGCUUGGAAGCUUUUCAUGUCAUGAUGACUUUCUCUUUAACUUAAUGGAUUGGAAUGCGAUGCUAGAAAUCUGCAUCCUUCUAUUGUUCGAAUGACCAGUAAUAUAACUAUGCAUUUGUGCUUCUUUUGCUUUUUUUAUAAUGAUUUAUGUCUUGUCUUCUUUCCAAUCUGAAUGUCUUGGUAAUGAAAAAAAACCAAAAAAAGCGAAAUAUUGAAUUGGUUUUAUAAUGGAUGCAGAUGGCAAAAUCUUACCGUUUCAA
Dendrobium catenatum is the source of this 1659-nucleotide messenger RNA. RefSeq lists its product as uncharacterized. Gene Ontology annotation, biological process: endocytosis. Lineage: Eukaryota; Viridiplantae; Streptophyta; Magnoliopsida; Asparagales; Orchidaceae. The record is from RefSeq and is a predicted model, not a curated record. Gene Ontology annotation, cellular component: membrane; clathrin vesicle coat. The transcript has 4 exons. Bases 443 to 1276 code for a protein of 277 amino acids.